Messenger RNA from Jaculus jaculus (lesser Egyptian jerboa), 929 nucleotides. RefSeq names its product phosphatidylethanolamine binding protein 4 (gene Pebp4). NCBI's taxonomy places the organism in Eukaryota, Metazoa, Chordata, Mammalia, Rodentia, Dipodidae. Bases 53 to 799 code for a protein of 248 amino acids. The record is from RefSeq and is a predicted model, not a curated record. The transcript is spliced from 8 exons.
CCCGCCUGGGGAGCAGCUGACAGCCGCACUGUCCAAGCGCGUCCACCUUCGGAUGGCCUGGGGGGCCUCGGCCAGGACUGCAAACAGAGUCCAGCUUGGAGCAGGCCCAACUCCUCCCAAGGUGCCCACGAGUUGGACAAUGAGGCUGGCCGAGAGAGCCGUGUGGUUGAGCCUGGUGCUCGUGGUUGCCAAAGACAUGGACGAAAAUGACCCGUGUGUCUAUGAAACCCUGCCGAAGGAAGACACGGGGCUGUGCAAGGACCUACAAGUUUUCUACCCAGAGCUGGGGGACGUUGGCUGCAGGUAUGUUCCAGAGUGCAACAACUACAGACAGAAAAUCACCCACUGGACCGAACCUCUAGUCACCUUCCCUGGUGCCGUGGAUGGUGCAACCUACAUCCUGAUGAUGGUGGACCCGGACGCUCCCAGCAGAUCACAACCUAGAGCGAGAUUCUGGCGACACUGGCUGGUGACAGAUAUCAAGGGCAUCGAUAUGAAGAAAGGGAAGAUACAGGGCCAGGAGUUAACAGCUUACCAGCCUCCCUCCCCGCCAGCGACCACUGGCUUCCACCGUUACCAGUUCCUCGUCUACCUUCAGGAAGAGAAGGCCAUCUAUCUCCUUCCCAAAGAAAACAAAACUCGAGGCUCUUGGAAAAUGGACAAAUUUCUGAAGCGCUUCCACCUAUCGGAGCCCGAAACGAGCACCCAGUUCAUGACCAAGAGCUACCAGGACUCGCCAACGUUUCAGGCUUCCGAAGGCGGUGGUCGAGUGUCCAAAAUCAAACCCAGGCACACGUAACUGCUCCCUGGCCACAAGCUCCACCUCCCAGCAGCGUGUUGUCGCCCACCACAGGGGGUCUGGGGGUGGAACCCCGCUCGUGGUACAGAACCUUUGUUUUUCAGAUUAAAAUAAAAUCACCCAGGGCUUA